Messenger RNA from Chenopodium quinoa (quinoa), 835 nucleotides. Its product is annotated as rapid alkalinization factor-like. The record is from RefSeq and is a predicted model, not a curated record. Bases 179 to 538 code for a protein of 119 amino acids. Lineage: Eukaryota; Viridiplantae; Streptophyta; Magnoliopsida; Caryophyllales; Amaranthaceae. The transcript has a single exon.
CCCUCAAAGUCUCAAACUAGCCGUUCCCAUUUCACAGCUGUCCAAACAAUCCCUUAUUCUAGUGAGAGAAACAAACCCCAAAAAACCCCUCUUUUUAGAGAGAGAGACAAACUCAAUCCCAAAAAAAUUCAACCUAUUUUUCCAGAAGUGAGAAAAACAAACAAUCUCACCAACAAAAAUGGCCGACAAUAGAAAGCUAGUAGCAAUAAUAGCCGUUGGAUUAUUCCUAGCUCUAAUCUCAACCGUAGAUGCAGGGGUUGAUCUUGAUCCAACGGUAAUGGGGUUGUUCGGAAGUGGUGGAUCUGGGUGUAAAGGAACAGUUGAUGAAUGUUUGGGGAUGAAUGAAGAAGAUGAAAUGGAUUCAGAAAUUUACAGGCGUAUUUUAGCAACAAAUAACUAUAUUAGUUAUAAUGCGCUGAAUAAGAACAGAGUUCCUUGUUCAAGACGUGGUGCUUCGUACUAUAAUUGUCGUCCAGGUGCUCAAGCUAAUCCUUACUCUCGUGGUUGCAGUGCUAUUACUCGUUGUGCAAGACGCUAAGAAUUUUUUUUUAUUUUUUUUUAUUUUUAUUUUGUUAUUAUGAUGAUGAUUAUUAUUAGCCCAUUUCUUAAUUUUCUAAAACAAAAAAGGAAAAAAAUGUUGUAAUUUUUAUUAUUUUUUAUUUUUAUAUUAAUUCUAUGAUUUGGGGUUUGUUUGGUAUACAUGGAUAAAAAGAAUCAAGGUAAGAGGAAUUUAAAGAUGGGUUUGUUGUUAAUGUUAAUUUCAUUGUGAUACACUUUUUUUUGGGUUUUGUAUUAUAUUGGUAAUAAAUAUUUAGUUAUUCUUUUUAUGAGAUGA